GCUCUUCCAGUGUGUAAGCCAAGCCAAAUCAAACAGAGCCCCAGCCGAGUCGACCCAAAGCCUUUGGCAGUUUGAAUUUCGACGUGUUGCCAGUCACAACGUGAGCGCUUCCAAAUUUAACUUCAACUCGCCGUUAAGAGAAACUCCGUCAAAAUGAGUGCCGUGGAUGCCAUAAUCAAUUAUAAACGUAAUCCUAACGAGGACUUUUAUGCUCUGCUUCAAUGCGAUGAGACCUCAUCGCCGGAGCAGAUUCAGGCCGAGUACAAGGCGCUGGCUCUUCAGUAUCAUCCCGAUAAGAACAGCGGCGACAAGGAUGCCGAGGCCAAGUUCCAGCAGCUAAAGGAGGCCAAGGAGACGCUAUGCGAUCCGGAGAAACGCGCCGUCUACGACAAGUGGCGCAACAGUGGCAUUUCAAUGAGCUACAAACAGUGGCUGGGUAUGAAGGAGCACGUCGGCCAGGUGAGAAGAUACACAAUUGCCGAGAAAGUGGAUAAAGAGUCCAUGCAUUGGGCCACACCAAAAACCAAGGAUCGCAUGCUACCCGAACCCGGAACCGCAGCCGGUCCACCUGGAGCAGGUUGCAGCAGCGGAGGCCUAACAGCCGCCUCCCCGAAUCCGGCCCAUCGACGGGCCUCGGAGGGCGGGGCCGCCCUCUACUACGGCAGCCGCAAGGCCGAGUGGGGCACUGAGAACACAGAUGUGGCCAAUAAAUUUCGCAAUUACGAGAUCUAAGCUGUACAAUUUGAACAGCUAAAAUGGAGGGGAAGAUGGGCACGUGAUGAGUAUCGAUGUUUCUGAGAUGAAGUGCAACCAAGUCGUAAGGGAAAUGCAUAUUUGUAGCCCCUCAAUGGGCAAUAUAUCUUGAUGUGAGUUUCAGACAAAAAAUACAUAUUCCAGUUUUAAAACAAAUACUUAAAAAUACAUAACCAACUGACAAAUGUGCGUAUAUAUCAAAAGAGCAUUGCAAACAACUCAAAUUACACAAAAUGAAUGUCUAAUCAAAUUUAUGAGAAUUAUAUAUUAAAAGAGUACAUAUAAGUACAAGUAUACAAAAUACAUACAUAUAUUGAUGUGAACUUACCGCAUUCAGAAUUAUAUAACUGUUUAUAAGUGUAUAAAAAAUAUAAACAAAAGAAAAUGGUAAUUAAAUAUAUAUAGAGAAGAAACUGUAAUUUCAAUAAACAUAAGGCAGAAGGUGAAGAGUUCUAAGUUAAGUUAAAUGAAUCAAUUUAAUGCAAGAAAUAAAUUAGUGAAAUUUUAAGUGUGGUUAUCAAACUGAACAAUAUGAAUAUACACAUACUUACAAGCACACAAAACUAUAAAACUAUAAAUAUAUAUAUUUAUCUACAACUAUUUGUAUAUCGAUGUAUGUAAAUGUCAACCCUAUAAGACAAUCCCUUUGGAAGUGUUUACUUGUGCACUAAAAACAAAACAAAAGAAAUGAUAAGAAAUAAUAAAACUAGCAGCAAAACGCCCACCACAAAUAACUUUGCAUAUGCUAACAAAAACCAAGCAAAGAAUAAUACAAGAAAAUACAUGGAAAACUUACAAAAAAAAUGCGAAUUUAACAAUUUUCUACACAAGUUUAACUGCAUAGUCAAAAAGUAAAAAAAUAAAAAAAAAAACAAAAUGAACUUUCACUUGGUGUCCUUUAAAAUGCAAAACUUAGUUUGCAACUAAACUAAAUAACUGAACUAUUUUAUUAAUGAAAAAGCAAAGUCACCAAAGGCUCAUAAAAAAACCAAUAAAAAAAAAUAUUUAAAAAAAAAGUAGAAAAAGGAACCAAAAAAAAUAUAAAUGUUUUGAUGCAAUGUUGUUUUAGUGUCUCAAAUGUUAUACAUAUGCGAAAAUAAGAUUUUGCUAGCAUCAAAUACUUUAUAUAAAUGUUUGUUUUUAAAUCAUAUUGAAUUUACUCAAAUACACACAUAUUAUAAUUAUUAUUAUGAUUAUUAUUAUUAACGGAAGAUAAGCAGACAGUCUGUAACUGAAAAACAGAAUAUUUUAGAAACUUGCAGCUGCAAGCCAAAGGCAAAGUAAGUCGAGUCAAAUAUAAAUGUUGAAUUUAAAUUAGAUGGAUUAUGAAUGUAAAACUGGCAUAAACCAAUAAAGUCAACUAUUUAAACGGAGUCAACUCAACUUGAGAGGCUUCACGAAUCAAA
Drosophila innubila is the source of this 2159-nucleotide messenger RNA. It is a transcript of the gene jdp, whose product is annotated as J domain-containing protein. The record is from RefSeq and is a predicted model, not a curated record. Gene Ontology annotation, cellular component: cytoplasm. Bases 154 to 732 code for a protein of 192 amino acids. Lineage: Eukaryota; Metazoa; Arthropoda; Insecta; Diptera; Drosophilidae. The transcript is spliced from 5 exons.